AUGGAUCCAUCACAUAUCGCAGAUAGGGAUGUAGAUCGCGACACUUCUAAUGAGCAAACGGAUGUUCGGGAAAAGGGGAAGGGAGCUACACAAUUUAUGUGCCCUCAUGAAAAUCGUAGCCAUGAUCAGGGUGUUGCAGAUAGAAUCCAUGAUGUGGAUCCAACUCAGGUUAGAUAUCCUUUAAAGGAGUCCAGUCCCUACAACGAGUCAUUUCUGAAACAUUAUGGGCAUUCAGAUCGGUACAAAAGAGAAGAGGUAGACGGGUGGAAGGAUGCCCUUCUGGAGAUCUGUAAACGCUCAGGCUGGUCCAUCGAUCCAACUCAAGAAGGCUACGAAGCUUGGCUGGUAAAAACCGUUGUGAACGACCUCAUCAAAACAUUGGAUAGAGUGCCGUUAGAAGUCGCGGAGCAUCCAGUUGGAAUAGAUAGCCUGAAGAAUCUUCUCAUUCAGAAGGAUCUUAAUGCAAUGGAAAAGGUGCUUAAACUUGGCAUAUGGGAAAUUGGUGGCAUUGGCAAGACCACAAUUGCCAAGGCAGUCUAUAAUCAAAUUUAUGCUGGUUUUGAAGCUGCAUCUUUUGUAUCCAAUGUCCGUGCCACUGCUACAGAGGCCACAGGCCUUACAAAACUGCAGCAACAAAUUCUCAAAGAUUUAAUCAAUUAUGGUGAAGAAGUGGACAAUGUUGACAAGGGCAAAUCUUUGUUCAGAGAUCGUCUGGGAGGAAGACGUGUGCUGCUAGUUUUGGAUGAUGUGGAUGAUCGUGUGCACUUAAAAGCUUUGGUUGGAGAUUGGCUGGGCCAAGGGAGCAGAGUCAUUAUAACUUCUAGAGACCAACAUAUUCUGAAUGUUGCUCGGGCUGAUUGCAUCCACGAGAUGAGUGGAUUGGACAUAUAUGAAGGUCUUCAGUUGUUCAGUUGGCAUGCCUUUCUCAGAGCAUCGCCACAUCCUAGUUUCGAAGAUCUGUCCAAAGGAAAAGUGGAAGUCUGUAAAGGGCAUCCUCUUUCAUUUGAAGUAAUUGGAUCCUUCUUGUAUGAUAAGCAGGAUAACAGAGGUUGCUGGGACGAAGCUCUCCGCAACAUAACUUCCAAUCCAGACAUUUAUGACAGACUCUACAUCAGCUAUAGCGCUCUUAGUGAUGAUGAAAAAGAGAUAUUUGUUGACAUUGCUUGCAUUUUCAUAGGAGAGCUGCGAGAAUAUCCCAUUAUUUUCUGGAAAUCUUUGUAUGAUAAGGUAGAGACUGCCCUAUGUAAUCUUUCAAUGAAGUUACUGAUAAAGACUAAUUAUAGAGGUGGAUUUGAUAUGCAUGACCACUUGAGAGACAUGGGGCGCACCAUUGCUGAAAGAGAAAAAAAAAGGGUACCCAGCUAUGGGGAGCUGACUCGAGCAUCAUACCCAACAACAUCACUCGCCUUCAACUCAAGGGAUGCAAUAUGCAAAGGCUCGAAUUGCUGUACAGGCCCGGUCUUCGCUAUCUUUCUUUGCAGAAUGUGGGCAUUGGAGGCAUGACGAAAGACACACUGGCCAUGCUUCCUCCAACUUUAAUUUGGUUAAGGAUUGAACAUUGUCACUAUCCCAUUCAUGGGAUGAAUAGGUUUAAAAUGAAGACGCGUCACUCGGGAUUUGUAGGUAACAUUUGGCAAUUGAAGACUCUGCAAAUAACAUUCAGCGAUGAUGUUGAAAGCCAUCAUAUCUCCUCCCUAUUUUCACUUCCUAACAUACGGUUGCAGCACUUGAAUUUGUGAUGGUGUACUAACUUGAAUAACCUGCCUGAUACCAUUGGUAACCUCUCACAGCUGCAAAAUUUGGAUUUGGAAAGGUGUACUAAUUUGAGUAACCUCUUUGAUAUCAUUGGCAACUUCGAACUGCAAAAUUUGGAUUUGGAAAGGUGUAUUAAUUUGAGUAACCUUCCUGAUACCAUUGGCAAUCUCUCACAGCUCCAAAACUUGGAUUUGUGUGACUGUAAUAGCUUGAAAAACUUCCCCGAUUUCAUUGGUAACCUCUCACAGCUGCAAAACUUAUAUUUGGGAGGGUGUA
This is a messenger RNA of Cryptomeria japonica (Japanese cedar), 2031 nucleotides long. RefSeq names its product disease resistance protein RUN1-like. The record is from RefSeq and is a predicted model, not a curated record. Gene Ontology annotation, biological process: defense response. Lineage: Eukaryota; Viridiplantae; Streptophyta; Pinopsida; Cupressales; Cupressaceae. The coding region runs from base 1 to 1503 and encodes 500 amino acids. The transcript is spliced from 5 exons. Gene Ontology annotation, molecular function: ADP binding.